Messenger RNA from Exaiptasia diaphana, 673 nucleotides. RefSeq lists its product as uncharacterized. NCBI's taxonomy places the organism in Eukaryota, Metazoa, Cnidaria, Anthozoa, Actiniaria, Aiptasiidae. The coding region runs from base 2 to 625 and encodes 207 amino acids. The transcript is spliced from 4 exons. The record is from RefSeq and is a predicted model, not a curated record.
CAUGUUUUCCACAAUCCUCAUUGCUGUGGCUACCAUGGUCACGAUGACAGAGGCCCACGGCAAGUACAAAGCCUGUGAAUACAGUGAGCUCACCAAAUGUAACAAAGUGUUUAUGUCAGGAUUUACCAACUCUCCACAGAGCACUGACAUGAGCGACUACUGCACAGCAUUCCAGAAAUAUGGUGACUGCCUUACUCAGACUAAAGACUGCAAAGGAAAGUUCAUUGAUCUGGACAGAUUCAUGAUUCUACAACACAUGUGGGUGGACAAAGAGCUGUUGGUUUGCAAGAACCAUAAUAUUGAUGGCCUCACGAGCGUUGUCAAUGCACACAAGAAGUACAGGAAAGAGUUUGAAAAAGUACUCAAACUUAGUGCUGAUAAAGGUGAUAUCUUUGAAGGCUGUGCUGAAACCAUUCACAAAGAUUGCAGCCGAAAAAUGGCCACGGAUUUGAGAUCAGAUCCCAGGAUGUGCAUUGGUGUGUCGAACUUUCUCGACUGUUACGAGAAACCUGGGAAAAAAUGYAAGGCUAAAAUAUAUAAAGAUUUUGCCGAUAUCACUAAGAARGUGGCAAAGGAGCUUGUAAAGAUGUUUAAAUCCAAGAAAGGCGUUAUGCCAAAUUGUUGAUAUSUAAUGRCAUGAAAUUCUGCAUAUGAAAUAAAAAAUCCUUGUGAA